AUGGGUGGCCAGUACAAGACGACAGUGACAAUCCUAAAUCACGAUCAGGAGGGUGGUAUUUUCAUAGAUUCUUACAAUUCUUUUGGUUUUAAAUUAUUGUCUGGCAUUCAAGUGGUAGGUCCCUGUGUCCUGUUUCCAAGGUCUCUUCUGCAUUGGAAUGUAGGCGGACUUCAGGACAUCAAUGAAGAUUCAUUACAUUUGUUCACAUUGUUAGAUCCAAAAAUAGACAUUUUAGUGCUUGGUGUUGGGAACCAUGAGAAUGUUAAAAAAGUUGAUUUCAAGAUCCUCCAGUACAUGAGAAGCAAGAAGAUCAAUGUAGAACUACUGCCCACUGACCAGGCACUCUCAGUUUUUAACUUUUUGAAUGCAGAGAAGCGUUAUGUGGCUGGAGCAUUCAUACCACAAACUGUCGAAGAUACUGAAGACUAUUUCUGA
Helobdella robusta is the source of this 435-nucleotide messenger RNA. RefSeq lists its product as hypothetical. Gene Ontology annotation, cellular component: mitochondrial inner membrane. The record is from RefSeq and is a predicted model, not a curated record. Gene Ontology annotation, biological process: mitochondrial respiratory chain complex I assembly. The transcript has 4 exons. The coding region runs from base 1 to 435 and encodes 144 amino acids. NCBI's taxonomy places the organism in Eukaryota, Metazoa, Annelida, Clitellata, Rhynchobdellida, Glossiphoniidae.